CCGCCAGCCAAACACAAUACAUAGAGAGACAGGGGAAAUAAGGGGGCGAGAGGAGGAGGAGGCUUUGGCAAACGUUGUUGUGGUGUGCCAGACGAUACUUUCCACCCUGGCAGAGAGAGACCGCAGAUACUGGAUCUCGUGAAUCGCACCCUGUUUUUUUUUUCUCCCCUCUAUCUUGAGGUUGUUCACGUUCGAACGAGUCGUUGAUUCGUCUCAUUUCGAUCGAGUGCCAAAAGAGUGUAACAAUAGAUACCAAAAGUUCUGUGAGUGAUUAAGUGGGACGCGAGCCACGACGACGUUUCCUCUCGAGAAAAAAAAAGACGUUCCCGAGGCCACAGACGUGUGUGCUGCAGAGAAUCGUGAAGUGCGCGGGACUGCCUCAGGUAUUUUCGGGUCCCGCGCGUACUAUAGUGAGUGUUAACCUUGGAGUACCCAUUACGCCCGUCAGAGCCAGAGGGCGUGAGUUUCUAAGAGUGUCUCUCUUUUUCUGUGCCUAUGUUUGAGUGGCUGUGAGUUGUUGUGAGAAAUUGUGUGUGUUUCACCUUGAAAGUGUUAAGGAGAAGGAAAUUUACCUUGAGCCACAGCAGCAAGAGCCUUCAAACUAGUGGCAGUUUGCUGCGUGACUAAAUCCUUGGAGAAAUAAAACAGUCUGGAUGGAGACCGAAACACUAGCUUCACUUUCCUGGCGGAGAUGAGUGAAGGAGCCAACAACAAUCUGGGUGGUUGUGAUCCAAUCGUAGAGGGAUGGCGGGCCCCAGUCCUGGCUCGCUAGUCAGCUCAGGCCAAAAUGGCUCGCUGCAUAAUGUCCUUUUCUACUUGCCUCAGAAUGGCAAUGGCAACCAAUUUGCCAACGAGGCAUGUCACAACCAGCAUGGUGGCACUCUCAACCAUCUUUCCUAUAUGCAGACAUCUCAUAAUAGGUACAGGCCGGAUCCUGGUCUGAACAAGGUACACUGCUUCCCGUCAGACAAUCCCUAUUCCUGUGAUAGGGACACUAAUGGUUCCUACUGGUCGUACCAGCAGCAGCAGUGGAAUCAGUGGAACCAGAAUGAUUACAAUCAUUCCGAGAGUUUGGGUUUCAAAUCCUGCUGGAUGCAACAGCAACAGCAGCAAACAAUGCAGCAGAGACAGGCUAUACAAAACAACAAUCCGAGCUGCAUGGGCUUUAAUCCUCAGUACAAUCACAUGCAUCAGCAACAACAACAACAACAACUACAGCAUUUGCACCAGCAGCAGAUUCAGCCACAACAACAGCAGCAUUUGCUGCAGCAAUCGGGUUACCGGAAUAACGUCAUGGCGACCGUUACUGUUCAAUCGAGUGCUGGUUCGUCGCAAUCGUCAUUGUCUCGGACACCAUCGCGUUGCGAUUCCGUUCGGUCAGAGUCGACGUGCGAGUCUCAUUGUAGUAGCAGUUUGAGCGGUGGAAGUAGCGCUGCAAUCGAAGAAAUGACUGGCCAACAACAGUACGGAAUGUAUCAAAACUUUUCUUCGGUUCAACAACUGCAGCAACAACAACAAUCGUAUCCGCAGCCGCAUCUUCCUCAGCACCAAGAACACGUUCAACAACAAAUGCAACCGCAGCAGCAGCAACAACAGUGUUUUUGGCCGUCUAGUCAUUACGAUGUGCAACAGCAAGAACAACAGCAACAACAAAUGGAUUACUUCCGUCAACAACAGCAAAUGCAGCAGCAGCAACAACAUUAUUAUCGUCAACAUCAAGUGAUACAACAGCAACAGCAAGUGAAUUGUUAUUGGCCUCGUGAAUCAUCGCCAGUGUGCCACCAACCCCAACAACAACAGCAGCAGCAGCAGCAGCAGCAGCAUAGACAAUUUACGUGUGUCAAUCCAGCAGUUCCGGUGGUGGAUCACCAACCGAUUGUCAUCGAAACGCCGGCCUGUUCAUCGAGUCCGAUUGUUGCCGAUACAACAACGUCGAUGAUAUCGUCAUCUCCGCUUCCAGUGCCGUCGUCCUCAUCGCCACCUGUAACGUCUCAUUAUAACCAUCCAGCUACUCCAGUUGAAUCGAUGGAAUGCGUUUCUGUUCCUCCCCUUGGCUGUGAUCCACCUGCCGCGAUAACUACGACCGAUGAAAGCAUAGAAUCUUCGUCAUCCGUCGAUAUUCCCAACACGGCACAAACAGCUGACACGAAUGCUAAUGUGAAUACAACAACUAUUGUGAGCGUAACAACAACGAGCGUACCAGCCGGUUGGGCCCGUCAAAUAUCCGCCGGAAGUGUUAUCUACGUCAGUCCGAGCGGUUGCCGAUUGUCGUCACUGAACGACGCGGCCAACUACGUCCAGCGUAACGGCACGUGCAAGUGCGGAUUGCCUUGUCCUCUCCGACUGCAGCAUGUCUUCAAUUUCGAUCCGUCGGUGGCGAGCAGUUCCGAGACGUCACUAGAGGCACGGUCGUCGACGUGCUGCCACAAAAAGCCGCAAGAUGCCACCACGGACAAGACGACACUGGCCACCUCAGCGACGACGGUGACGGCGGCGACCAGCAAAGCCGCCGUGAAACGGAAAAAGAGUGGAAAUGGAACCAACAGCAAGACGGGCAAGACUUUGAAACCUCUCGCGGUUGUACAGCAACCCGUCCAGCAGCCACACCAACAAGCUUUGCUAUUUCGACGAUCGCCGUGUCCCAAUGUGGACGUCCGGCAAAUUCCCCUGGAACAGAAUCGUCCGCCUACGGGCAGCCUCUUGCCCCAGACGCGACCGACUCAACCCACGACGGCCAACAACAACGGGCCGACGUUUUUCGAAGAUCCCAGCGCCUAUUUGGCGCAGCAGACGGUCUUGUUGCAAAGCAGUUUGCAAAACAGUGGCACCUCUUCUGUGGCAUCUCCUCCUCCCAUUCCGGAAUCCUCUCCGGUAGUUGCUGCAGCGCCAACGACGACCGAGACGGCCGAAGCAGAACAGACGCAAGAAGAACUGCUGGGCGAUUUGCUUGACUGCAUACCUGAUUCGAUGGAAGAAGUGCUGGACAGGCAAAAGGACGUUGCGGCUGCGGCGGAAGCGGCAGCUCAAGCCGAAAAGGCCGCUAAUCUCGUCAAGCAAGCGGCCGCUGCCGCAGCAGUGGCUGCCCGUCAGCAACAACAGCAAACUGCCACCGCGCCGCAACAAGCAACAACAACAACAACACAACAAAAGUCACAUAAAUUGCCUUCCGUGCCUGUUUCUUUGGCACCCGCUCCAGCACCGAUCAGAAGUAAACCUCCUCCGCUGGCCAUCCGGCCAGCUACGCCUGCUUCGGCCGCCCGUUCGAGGGCAAGAGCGGCCGAAACGACGUCCAAGAGCACCAAGUCGAGAUCGCCGAGAAGGACCCACCAUCAACCGAUUCAGAUCCAGAGCAACGCCAAAGUAUUACAGCCUGCCCAGCUGCCGCAACAACAAUUGCAACAGCAACAACAACAGCAGCAGCAACAACAGCAACAGCAGCAACAGCAACAGUUUAUCCAUCAGCAGCAACAACAUCAAUUCUGGCCGGCUCUUUCGGCUCCAAAUAUCGGCCCUCUUCGUACGGCCUCGUUCCCGUUCGUUUCCUAUCACUCGGCCGUCGGUCCAGCCACGGCCACUCCCAUUUUCUCGACGGCGGCCCUGAGGCCCGGUAAUCUGCCGAUGACUUUCCUGACCUCUGCAGCCACCCAUCCUGGCAAUCCAGCCCAUGCGACUAACGUCUUCAAUCAAGCAUUGCCCGUGUUGACCACCCGGCCGGCAUUAGGGCCGUCUGGUCAGGUAGUCCACGUCCUAACGGCUCCCGGACCGAUGUUAGCGGCGGCUCCUUUGGCAACUGAGCCUUCCAACGCUGUUCCUAUUUUGACGGUCGGUCCCAUGAAUACUAGCAAUCAUCCCAACAACAACAGCAACAACAACAACAACAUCAACAUGAACAACAGCCGCGGGUUGACUCGUACGGGCAAGAAACGCAAAUCGACGCCUCAAACGGUGGCGUCCAUCUUGCAACAGGGAGCUCAGUUGGCCGCGAUGACUCAGCAACAACUUCAUCAGCCUCAGCAACAGCAACAACAUCACCAUCAGGCGACCACCCUGACGCUGUCGCAGGAGCCGCUCCUUUACAACGUUCAGAAUUUCCAACAAAUUCAACCGCAACAGACGAUCCAAACGUUGGCGUUGAUGCCCGACGGCAAGACUUAUGUUGUCGUCAAUUCUCAGCCGGCCCCUGCGCCUCAGCCAACGCAUCAGCAGAAUACUGGCGGCCAUUGGUUGUUGAGUCCUCGUCCGGCAAAUAUCGCGCCCGCGGGUCAGCCCGUCAACGUGUUUUGCACGACUCAAACAGGACCGGGAGGAGCGACGACGUUUGUGUUGAACGGAGCCAGCGCGCCGACCCAUCAAGUUCUCCAACUUCAAGACGGGACUCUUGUCCAGACAACAACGACGGAACAGCCCAAUCUGCUGGCCAAUUAUGGCGGCUUAUUCAUUCGCUGUCCGUCAACGCCGAAUGGGGCGCAAAUUUUCAGCACCACAAGUCCGGCAGCGGCGAACGUCAGGACGAUUCCUUUGCCGAUCCCUAUCGCACCUGGCCGGUCUCCUGGCCGGUCGCCCGAUUCCAGUAGUAUCCUGACGGAUGGAUCCAUGGUGACGUCAUCGUCGACGACGAACACGGGCAAUACGUCACUGGUGGCUUGCGGCGAAGCCACUCCGCCUUCACAGACCCCUUCUUUGUCCGCCUCUUCGUCCUCUUCAUCGCUGGCCGUCCGGACGGCCCAUCCAUCGCCUGUCGUCCAAAGUAGUCAAAUCGAUAGCUGCGUCCAGGAAGUGGAAACGGAUCAGCAACAUGCCCAGGUGGUGGCGGAAGCUGCUAAAUCCAAAUCGAUCGCUAUUGAAUUCAACAACAACAACAGCAACAACAACAACAACAACAAUAGUACGACCGCGACACUAACGGCAACGGCCGUCCAGCACUGGCUAAAACCGGACAUGAUCACCAAUGCAUCACAAAUUGUUGCUGGCUGAAAUCAAAAGAAAAGGUGUUGUUUUGUUUUGUUUUUUUCUUUUUAUGAUGCAUUUUUAUUUGUUGUUCAUCACGGAAAUUUAUUCUAAAAUUUCUACAAUUAUCACACGACAGUUUGGCAUAACACAAAUAUUUGUUUAGGGUUGUGCUUUUUUUUUAUUUGCUCGUUUUAUAUAUAGAUAUAUAUAUAUAUACACACACUAUAUAUCUAAUUUGUCAACUCGAUCGUUGUCGCCAUUGAGGGCUUCGAUUUGGAAUAGAUUUUUAAAAUUAUGUAAACCGACGUAAUUCAAAUGCUCCAUCAAAUCCCUUUCCUCUGUGGAAACUGAAUGGUGGAACAUUUGGCUGAGCAGGCCCGCCAGGGAACUUGAAUAUUGCUGGUAAAAACUCAUUGAAGCACACCAUCACUAUUACCCAACAUUAAAGAAAUAUAUAUUCAUAUACAUAUACAGUAAAAUUAUAUACAUAGCCUACCAUAUACACCCUGUACAUAUAAGGCCAUAUUUUUGUUGGUUUUUUUUUUUUUUUUCCCUUUUUCCUUGAUCUUUCAUUCAUUUAUCCUUAUUCCCGGUGCGUUGAUUGAAUUAAUCUAUAAAAAAAAAAAUGUUAAAAUAAAAAAUAAAAAUAAAAAAAAAUCACAUAAAAUAAAAACUAUCGUAAAUAUAUGUGUAUAAAUAUACAGAAUACCAGUACCUUGAAACAUUUUUAGCUUUGUUAUAUCUCCGUCAUGAGCCAAUCAACAGCUUCUUCUGACUCUUUCUACUCUUCAGCUCCCCCCUCCCGUUUCCCAGUUGCAUUUACAUACUUAUAGCUUUGAUAUAACUACGUAUGUAUACUGUAUCAUAUGAAGAGAGAAAAAACGACAUCACACAGACGUUCAUGUUCACCACACACCCCAUACCCAUCGUUUGUUGAAUAUUGUUCUUGGUUGAUAUCUCGGGGAUGCGCUUUUCGUUUCCCAUUUCGUCCGUGUGUGUGCGGUUGUGUGUGUAUUAUAUAUACAUACUACUAUACAUUGCAUUGUGUAUUAUGAAUUGUUUGAUGGUUAGUUUAAUGUUUGGAUAUGAACUCGCGAAUGUAAAACGAUGAAAUCGGGAUGACUAAUAGGGAUAGUUUCUUUUUUCAAUGACUGCUAAGAAAAAGAAUUCAAUCUUCUUUUGUUUUCAUUUUGGCUUUUGAUGUUUGCCAUGUUUGUUUUUUUUUUGUAUUAUUAUUAUUAUUAUUAUUAUUAUUAAGUACCAGUAUGUGUGUCUGUGUGUGUAAUCUCCAUUUUGUGUUUCCGUGAGUUUAUAAGAAAAAGCAAACAAAUAGUGAAACCUGUUUCUGGUUUCACAACAAAAAACAAAUUCAUAAUCAUCAGCUGAAUGUCGGCUAGCUUUUACAAAAGGAAGAUUUAAAAACGAGAAAAAAAAAACUUUGCAAACUGAUAUACCAGACCGUUUGUAUUGCCCCCUCCUGUCGUUGUUUAAGUUGAGUAUAAAACGAAAAAAAGCAACAAAAACCGGUUCUCUCAUCACACAUAGACACACAAAUAUAUACAUACACUAUGAAUAUGUAUAAUUUUUUUUUCUUCUUACGUGUUUUUCCUCAAAUCUCGGAAAAGACUGACGUUUUUUGUGGAUGAUUUUUAUUGUUCUCUCAGUUUAACCCUCUCCUCCUCUAAUAUAUAUAUACAUAGACA
Messenger RNA from Daphnia magna, 6653 nucleotides. RefSeq lists its product as uncharacterized. The transcript is spliced from 4 exons. The coding region runs from base 745 to 4974 and encodes 1409 amino acids. The record is from RefSeq and is a predicted model, not a curated record. Gene Ontology annotation, molecular function: DNA binding. Lineage: Eukaryota; Metazoa; Arthropoda; Branchiopoda; Diplostraca; Daphniidae.